CUUGGGGAUGAGCAGAUAUGAAAAGACUGAUCCUCGCCCAUUUUCUGAUCCAGUUCUGAUGAGACAAAGGUGCUCAACUCCAUCCCAAGCUCUGGCUCUGGCAACAUGACUUCCACAUCGAUACGAUUGGUACUGAUCGUCCUCGCCUGUCUGUGGACUCCUUCUGCCUCUGCCUCAGAAGCUUCUCAAAGACCUCGCGGGUCUGGCUUCAUUGGAUAUGGUAACUCCAGUCCAUCUUGAUUUGUAUGUCAAAUCGGCUAAGACUACCAGGCAUCUCGAUGUACAAGCCCACCUGCGCCACAGCUUGUCGUGAUUCGGUCAGCAAUCCGCUCAAUUGCAAUGGCACCACGGACCACCACCACAUGGUGAAGCGCAUGGGUGGUAUGUCAAUGGAAAAACCGACUCCAGAAUGCUACGCCAACAAUGAUCGCUUUUUGCAAUCCGUGGCGUACUGUGUCUCGCAGCACUGUCAAGACGUCGAGCCCUGGAAGGUCGAGCAGUGGUGGGCGAGACGAAUGCCGGGUAAAAUUCCUGGCCAGCCAAAACCGAAGGAGACUUAUCAAGAAGCGCUGGCGAAGGUCAUCAUCCCACCAAACACCACUAUUCCCGCAGACGAGAUGCUCAUGGACGAGAACACACUCGUGGCCGGGGAUACCUACCUGGCAAAUUUCAAUGGCGAUGAUGUAUUCGAGAGCAAUGAGUCGACGCACGUUCGCUUCGGUUUGAUCUUGCUCACCACUGGCGCGGCGAUUCCCAUUGCACUGUCCCUACUUCGAUUCGUUCCAUUCCCGAAAACCUUCGUCAGUCGGUUCAAUGCUGUCCUUAUUGACCCGCCUGUGUUUGGUACGAAACACAGUGUCGCCUGGCUCAACACCUUUAUCGCUCCUACUCGCGGACAGGCGUUCUUCAUCGCAUAUCUCUGGACCAUCAACAUCGUUCUAUGUUCUGUGGGAUAUCACACAAGGCGGCCCAAUUCCUGGUUCGCAACGGAGGCACAAGAGAUCGCGACUUACAUCUCCUAUCGAACUGGAAUCCUGAGCUUUGCCAACGUUGCACUCCUCGUGCUUUAUGCUGGCCGGAACAAUGUCCUCCUCUGGGUCACGAACUGUUCACACUCUACCUUCCUGCUUUUACAUCGCUGGAUCGCCUUUAUAUGCGCGCUGCAAGCAUGCGUGCACUCUGCCAUUCUGCUGCAAAUAUACGUCAAUCAGCCAGACUACGAUUAUAUGUCUGAGAGCAAGAAGCCGUACUGGGUCUGGGGAAUUGUCGCCACUCUAGGCUUGGUCGUUCUCCUACCAACGUCGAUCCAUCCGAUACGGAGAAAGGUCUACGAACUGUUCCUUGCGUGGCACAUUGUCAUUGCCUUCUUCAUCCUCAUUGGCGGGUACUACCAUGUCGUACUUUGUUUCGGCCAUCAAUGGGGCUACGAAACUUGGCUGCUCAUCGCGUUCGCGUGCUGGGCUUUUGAUCGUGUCAUGCGGAUACUUCGCAUCGCUCGCAAUGGAGUUAGGACUGGUGCGGUCACAAUUAUUGACGAAGACUACAUUCGGCUUGACAUCCCUGGAGUCUCUGCUGCGGGCCAGGCCUACCUUUAUUUCCCGACUCUGACUUGGCGCGUCUGGGAGAACCACCCGUUCACCGUUGCAGGAGCAUUGACUGCCACAAACACAGCGCAACCAUCUGAGCUCAGUUCGCGAUCCAGCAUUCAAGAUCCUGAAAAGCUGCCUACCCAUGAAGUCCGGCCCGUUGCUCCUGACGGUAGGCGAUCGACACCAGGCUCCUCCCAGCGACUGCAGGCAUAUCGAGUUGGCCUCAGUUUCUUCAUUCGCACGCACACUGGUACCACCUCCAUGCUCCGUUCUCGGAAGACUCUUCCAGUUUUGAUUGAAUCCUCGUAUGGGCAGAAUGUCUUCGGCGACCACGGAGGCAGCGACCUCUCCUCUUACCCAAAUUUGAUCUGCAUCGCUGGUGGCGUUGGCAUUACUGCCGUUCUACCUUUCCUAGCUAGUCACAUCGGUCGCAGCAAGCUAUUUUGGGGCGUGCGAACAGGCGGGCUCGUGGAAGCUAUGCAUGAUACCUUCGCUGAGCCCGCAUAUGCUGGCGCUGACAUUCAGAUCGCAAGGGGAGAAAGACUGGACUUGAGGGCUAUUCUGGAGAAGGAGAUCAAAGCCGAUGCAGGUACUGGCACUGCGAUUGUAGUGAGUGGACCACCGAGCAUGGCCGAUGAUGUGAGAGUCAUUGCAAGUGAACUUGCCGCGAAAGAGGAGGACUCUGUGAUCGCUUUUGUUGAGGAGAGCUAUAGUUGGUAGGACAGACAGAACAGGGCAAGAGGUUUUCCAUGCUCUCACAGCUGGCAGAAGCCAAAUUCAGCUGAUGAUCUGGGCAGCCAAGUCCACAACUUUACUCGCUCAAAACGCCAGAGUGCAGCGCCUUAUCACCAAGUACAGGCUGGACAUGACAUCUCGAAUUACUGGAAGAGGGGAAUUUUAGAUGUCAUGCGAGCGAUCCUUCUUCUAUGUCCAGGGGACCAGCGACAUUUGAACACAUUUAGC
Messenger RNA from Cercospora beticola, 2552 nucleotides. Its product is annotated as ferric reductase family protein. NCBI's taxonomy places the organism in Eukaryota, Fungi, Ascomycota, Dothideomycetes, Mycosphaerellales, Mycosphaerellaceae. Gene Ontology annotation, molecular function: ferric-chelate reductase activity. The record is from RefSeq and is a predicted model, not a curated record. Gene Ontology annotation, biological process: iron ion transport; intracellular iron ion homeostasis; copper ion import. Gene Ontology annotation, cellular component: plasma membrane.